Molecule: messenger RNA, 1345 nt
Organism: Eutrema salsugineum
Lineage: Eukaryota; Viridiplantae; Streptophyta; Magnoliopsida; Brassicales; Brassicaceae
Product: NAC domain-containing protein 100
Exons: 3
Coding region: 146-1156 (336 amino acids)
Biological process (GO): regulation of DNA-templated transcription
Molecular function (GO): DNA binding
Source: RefSeq, a predicted model, not a curated record
UCUCUCUAUUUAUAAAUAUAUUCACAUAAUAUUAUUAUCUGAAUCCAUCUAUAUACAAAAAAAAAAAAAAUCAAGAAAUCCAUAUUUUAAAGAAAAGUUCAGGUUUGUUUGAAGGGUUUAAGGUUUCUUAGUCGAGAGGAGAAAGAUGGAGACGUUUUGUGGGUUUCAGAAAGAAGAAGAGCAGAUGGAUUUACCUCCUGGGUUCAGGUUUCAUCCAACAGAUGAAGAACUCAUUACUCAUUAUCUCCACAAGAAGGUUCUUGACGUCACUUUCUCAGCUAAAGCUAUUGGUGAAGUUGAUUUGAACAAAUCCGAGCCAUGGGAGUUACCAUGGAUGGCAAAAAUGGGUGAGAAAGAAUGGUACUUUUUCUGUUUGAGGGACAGAAAGUAUCCAACCGGUUUGAGGACUAACCGGGCAACUGAAGCCGGUUAUUGGAAGGCGACCGGGAAGGAUAAGGAGAUUUACCGAGGCAAAUCGCUUGUUGGGAUGAAGAAGACACUUGUUUUCUAUAGAGGAAGAGCUCCUAAAGGUCAGAAAACAAAUUGGGUGAUGCAUGAGUAUCGUCUUGAAGGGAAACUCUCUGCCCAUAAUCUGCCUAAAACCGCAAAGAAUGAAUGGGUGAUAUGCAGGGUGUUCCAGAAGAGUGCUGGAGGGAAGAAGAUCCCAAUUUCGAGUCUAAUCCGAAUCGGUUCACUCGGAACCGACUUUAGCCCUUCGCUUUUGCCUUCUUUAACCGAUUCUUCGCCUUACAACAAUAAAACCAAAACAGAACCGGUCUACGUGCCCUGCUUCUCCAACCAAACUGAUCAAACCCAAGGAACCAUACUCAAUUGUUUCAGCAGCUCUAUUCUUAACCCGAUCCAAACCGACAUUUUCCACAGGAUUCCACUCUACCAAACUCAAUCCCUCCAGGUUUCCGGUAAUCUACAAAGCCCGAUUCUUGCUCAAGAACAUUCAGUUCUACAAACUAUGAUUGAUAACAACAGAGGACAGAGUCUCAAAACGAUGAGUGUCUCACAAGAAACCGCAGUUUCUACUGACAUGAACACCGAUAUUUCCUCCGAUUUUGAAUUCGGUAAGAGACAAUUCGAUGCUCAAGAAGAUCCGUCUUCCUCCGCUGGACCGGUUGAUCUUGAACCUUUCUGGAAUUACUGAAGAGUAUUCAAGAGUCACAUGUCCACUAAUUUACUGUCAUAAAGAAAGUAAGAAAACUUUUUUCACCUUUUAGUGUGGUGUGUUAAAGUUUGUAUAGAUUAUUACCAUCUCAACUUCCACUACAUAUUAUACUCAUAAGAAAAUUUAUAAUACAAUUUGGUACUUGCUACUUGCUAGAGAAGAGAGUCU